Messenger RNA from Letharia lupina, 1299 nucleotides. RefSeq lists its product as uncharacterized. Bases 1 to 1299 code for a protein of 432 amino acids. The record is from RefSeq and is a predicted model, not a curated record. The transcript is spliced from 4 exons. Lineage: Eukaryota; Fungi; Ascomycota; Lecanoromycetes; Lecanorales; Parmeliaceae.
AUGGCCUCAUUCCUCACAACAUUGCUCGCCUGCCCGCUAGCAUUGCUAUCCAUCUACGCCGGCCAGAAAUCGUAUCACGCAAUCAUGAAUCUGCACAGUGACCAAGAUCGCGCCGAAAAGGCCGCAGAGCACUCCAACAAAGCGGCGCGCGAGCUGUGGCGCAUAAGGCUCACCCAGGCAGGCGGGGCUGCUACGGUACUCUUGUCGCUCGUUAGCACCCUCGCACUUGUCUUUCUGAGUGCCGCCCCAGAAUUGUUGGCGUCGGUCAAUGUAGCAGCUGAGAUUUCUGCGUCCUUGUAUAUUUCUGGGUACUGGAGGGCUAAAGCUCAAGUGCCCUUUAUGACCGAGUACAACGAGGCUAUCAGGAGGAGUAAUGACUUGAGGAGGUUGUUGAUCGCUUUGAGUGCUGGGCAGAUGGUCAAUCCCGAAACACGUCAUGUGAAUGAGAAGGCGGAUGACCUCCCUCUAGGUCGACAAGUGGCAACUGUCUCUGCCAAUGCUGAAAUCUUAACGCAACAGUCUACGUCGAUCUCGGCAACUGUCCAUGAUAUAGCCGACUAUACGAGGGGAACCGCCAGCUUCGAUUAUGAGCAGCAUGGCUUUCAGGUCAUCUCGAUCCAACACAAAAGCAAGAUGAGACAUGUAGAGAGGGACACCCAGAUACCGGUCAGUGGUUCCUUCAAAGCCGAAAGUUCCGAGUAUGGCUUGAAGGGCCAGCUCAGCAGACACCACGUCUUGAACAUCAUUGGCAUGUCGGGUGCUGGGAAGACUCCCCUCAUAUCCAGCGCAAUUAGAGCUGCCCAGUCGAUGGGAAGAGACCACCCUCAAAUCGCCGCCACUUACUUUUCUUGUUCUUUUAACGAAGCCGCUUCCCAGGAUCCCGCCCAUAUGGUUGGCUCGUUCAUAUCCCAGGUCCCAACUGUAUGUCCGAACAUGCUGGAAGGGUUGGAGGUGGGGUUUGGGAGAAGAGAGCGACCUACCCUUCAAGAUCUGGAACAACGACUCACGUCCCAAACUGCGCGCUCCCCAUUGAAGAUACUUCUCCUUAUAGACGCUGUCAACGAGUGCAAGAAAAUCGAGCCAAUGAUCGAUACCUUGCUCAGACUUGCCGAGUCUGCGUCUGACAUCCGUGUGCUUUUCACAAGAACUGAGGAAGAUCCUCUUAUAACGACAUUGAUUGACCUUGAGCCCCCGAAAGCAACGGCCCUUGAGAUGUCAGCAUUGAGUGCAGAUAUCGAUCUCUUCAUCGAAGCCAACAUUAAAGAGAAAAGGAUCUGCAACGAUUGCCUCCAGAAAUGA